AUUACGAUGGGAAAAUUCAGUACUUACAGGUAUUUAGAGUUAAAAGAUGAUACCUCAACACCACACAUCAAUGUAAGGAGCAGAACCAUAAAGCAGCCUAGGCGUUUGAAGAAAAUAUUUAUUCUACUUAUAAUAGCAGCAUUAUUUGUCACAUACUUUUUAGGUUUAUUCGCAGGCCAGUCGCAAUGGUUGGACGGUAUCGCCAAAAGUCUGGGUUACCAGAGUGUGAACCAUUACGCAGUAAUUAUAGACGCUGGUUCCUCGGGCUCCAGGGUGCUGGCCUACAAAUUUAGAGUACCGUUUACAGUAUUCGGGCAAGCCAAUUUGGAUUUGGUCGAGGAAUAUUUUGAGCAGUCCAAACCAGGCUUGUCUUCUUAUGCGGAUGAUCCAGCAAAGGGCGCCGACACAAUAGUACAAUUAAUUAAGAAAGCAGAGUUCCUUAUACCGGCGGAAAAACGCCGGGGCACGCCGCUCAUAGUGCGCGCCACCGCCGGACUGCGGCUGUUGCCGCAGGAGAAGGCUCAAGCACUGUUGGUCGCUGUAUCCAAAGCGAUAGCCACGUUGGGUUACGAUGUGGCAUCUAACGGUGUGGAGAUUAUGGAUGGAUCUGACGAAGGCAUCUUCAUUUGGUAUACAUUGAAUCUUUUACACAAUCUGAUGGACGGUGAGACGAUGGCAGCUUUGGAUUUGGGCGGCGGUUCUACACAAAUAACGUAUCAGCUUGGAGAUGGCGACGCCAAGUCGUUCCCACCGAACGAUCAGUAUGUAGUGCCCGCGGGGGGAAACAAUAUCACGCUUUAUACACACAGCUACCUCAAUUUAGGUUUAUUAGCGGCUCGCUACGGUAUUUUCCGAAUGGAAGCCAACGAUAAUUCCACUACAGAGUUCACUUCAGUGUGCGUCGACCCUAUAGUACAGAAGGAACCGUGGACUUAUGGGAAUAAGCAGUACGUCAUCAGCGGCGCCCGGCGGCACGGCAUGAAGCGCGAGGCGGCGUUCACGCUGUGCCACGGCGCGGCGCUGCGCUACCUGCGCGCCGCCAUGCGCCCGCCGCCGCCGCCCCGCGGCCGCGUCGCCGCCAUGAGCUACUACUACGACGUCGCCGCCGACGCCGGCAUUAUAGACGUAAUGAAAGGUGGCACGGUGUCGUUGUCGCAGUACAGAUCGGCCGCGGUGAGGGCGUGCUCCGCCUCUAACGUGGAGCAGCCGUGGGCGUGUAUAGAUCUAGUGUACGUGCUAACAUUACUGCACGACGGGUACAACAUGAGCGACAACGAUCCCGUAUCGCUAUUCAAGAAAGUUAAUGGACAUGAAGUGUCUUGGGCUUUAGGCCUCGCCUACACAACAGUCAUGAACCGCCUCGCCGCUCCAGUUGCGGCCUAAAAUAAAAUAGACGACAAUCUGAUGUCAGGGUUGACAGUAAAAUUAAAAUAAUGAAUUUACACAAAAUUCCACAUUAGAUUUUGUACGCAUCGUAAAUAUCAGAAUGUUGAUUCUCGUAGCUUUUUUACGUCAAAUUGUUAUAUAAAAAUCUUGUCCAGUCACAUGAAAUGACAAAAUAUAAUGCAGAUUUUUUGACAUAUUUAAAGAAGACGCAAUACAAAUAAAUAUAAAUUAUAUUAUUUCUGUAUAAACGGGGUUCUGAUAUACUAUAUAGAAUAAAUAGCACUUCUUUUUCUAAUAAUAUGGUAUGAAAUAUGAUAGCUAUGAAUUAGUAAAAUAUUAUUAAUUAGUUAAUUUAAUAGUUGAAAUUUCGUAUUGUGUUAUUGCACUAUUGUGUUUUAGAAUAACGUAACUUUAAUAUUUGAAGAUAAAUCUCACGCUUUGAUCGGCAGCCCUGCUUGCAAAAGCUACAUGUAUUAGCAAUAAACUAAAAGUAGGUCAUUUCUGCUACAGUGCUAUCAAUAAACAAGAGUAAGUUUACGUUAAAAUGGCAACCUUUGCUACGUCUCUGUUUAAUAAUAUGAAUUUUAAUUAAUACUAACUCAGCGUAUAUUUACUCCAACGCUAAACCUUGUUUAUUAAUAUCAUUGUUUCUGUUUACGUCAUAAUCGCAUCUCGAUAGAAUCUCGCCGCUCUUCAUCGUAAUGUACUUAAUCCUAGGAAAGUCUCCGUCGCGGCCCGCGAUCGUUGUCGUUAAGCAACUUUCGCAAGGGUCGGUCACGGGAUGGGUGGUCAAAAAUUAUUAUCUCGAGCUACUCCGUGCUUCGGUAGGCACGUUAAGCUGUUGGUAUCGGCUGCAAUUACAGUCGUUAAUACCCUCCAAUUCGCAUUGGGCCAGCGUGGAGGGUCAUGGCCCAACCUCCUUAACCAUCGUGUAAGGGCUGAUGAUGAUGAUGAUGAAUAGAAUCUCAACUACUAGCACUUUGACUUUGUACUAUCUACCUGAAGUUCAAUAUUGUUAGUGCCGUCUUUCUCACAAUUUAAUGGUGACAGAUAUAUAAUGAAAUUGGAUUUCGCCAAGUACAAUGACAAAGUUCAUUCAUUCUAUUGAGACGGACAAAUGACAUUCUAUUGAGACAGAGACUUUCCUAGGAUUCGGUCUAUUACGGUGAAGAGCGGCGUAAAGCAUUUUCGCGAAUUUUCCGAAACUUAUGAUCCUUAUGAUAAGCAAUAGUUUUAAUAGUGAAAAAUAAGUCACGAAAUUCGAUAACAAAUGUGAUUUUUCAGAUUUAUGUGAUUUUUUGAUGUGACAAUUAUUUAUCGAUGUUUUUUUUCUACGUUAUCAAACAAUAAUGUUCGAGAUAUACUUGGUUAGGUUGUACAAGCCAUUAUAGCAAAUUAUUGCUAAUAAUCUAGCAUUUCUGGGCUUUGCUAUAAAUUUGUCUGCCCUAAAGCAGUAAAACAGGACUAAUAAAAUUAUCGGAUUAAUUAAAAUCGAUCGAACCAAAAAACAUUAUAACAUACAAAUUGAAGAUAUUUUGUAUGGAAAACUAAUCGUACAUUUAUCUAUGAACAUUUGAUAUAUCAGAAUGGAACUCACCGAAAGAAGCGAAAGGAAGUCUAGGAUUCUUUGUAUAGAAACAUGAACUAUAUUACACAGAUAGUAAGAGUUUUCCUAUCAUUCAUUAGCACGGUGUAAAGAAAAUCCGUUUCAUUCUCCUUCUUCGGAUGUGUUAGAUAUACGAGCACAAUUAAACAAGAUUCUAUCUCUCGAUACCUCUAUGGUCCAGCCAUGUGAUAAUUGUGUUUCUCUUUUACAUGAAAUUACUUUUCGAAACAUAUUCCUAGAAAAAAAAAAACUUGAAAAUGUUUAAUUUAUUUGACGAUUUUUUAUUGUUUGUUGCCGUAGUAUUUUUUUUUAGGAAAUAAUAAACUCGAGUUGACUGUUGGGUCAUUUAAACACAACUGUGCUAUGCGUACAAUCGUCAGAUUAAAAAAAAAUGUAAAGCGAAUUUUCGUUUGGUUCGCCUCGGAUUGACUACUAGCAGUAUGACCAGUUACUCUAGUGAUGUAUCGCCAAUGGCUCUCGAGGAGUUUAACCUAAUCUUGGUUCUAUUGCACUUAAUACUUAGUUGCAUUAUCAUAAGAUAUUAAUAUAAAUGUUCACGCACACCAACAAUAAAUGAAAGAUACACUACAUAAUGAAUAAUAGUUUCGGUAAUGAAAAAUAACUUAUUCUGAAAAAUAAAUAAACCGAUAUUCUGAUUGAGUCAUAAAAUCGCAUGAUUAUUUUAUUAAAAGUACAGUGUUUUUUAUAUGGGUAAUAUACGAUUGGAACACGACCCGCCAUGGUGUGACGUCAUAUCGGCAGAAACAUUUCUGUACCUGUCAGUUACACAGCCUGUAAUUUAUUAUAUUUGAUCAAUUUUGCAUUCACACUGCUAUACUGAAAAAUAUUCUUAAUGAUAGAUGAUUUAAAAAUCCACUAUUUCCCUGGCACUCCGAGAUGGGUUAGAGCAGUCGCCCAGAUUGCAAAAGGGGUUCGAGGCCAAAAAUAGCUUCUAAUUUUUUUUGCAGAAGGUGCCUAGACGACGCUGCUCUUACGUAUUUGAAUAAUUUUAUUUUGUUUUUUUUUCAAUCAAUCAAAUUUUGUUUCAAUCAAUCUCUAUGCGUUUUGUGUACAUAUCGAAAUGACGUCAUAAAUAUGGCGGACAGUGUUUACGCGGGUAUAAAAAAAAUAAAAUCCUGUUUUAAAUUUGUAGCAAUAAAAUGUAUUUAUUUUUCAGAAAUAUUUUACAAGUACCUAGUUUUUCAAACAAAGCAGAGUAACCUAUUGGGCAAUAAGGCAGACUUUUGUGGAUUACCAUUUCAACAGCUUCUGUGUAUAAUACAUUUUGUGCGAAUAGGAUAUUUUAUAAUAUAAUUUUAAUUUUUAGCAUAAAUUAACUUGUAACAUUUUAUGAGGCAAGUUAUCUCAAUUCAAAAGUUUAAAUAAUGUAGGUUCGAGCUAAAUGAAUAUCGGAAUAUUUGUUUUUUUUUAAAUAAUUUAAUGAAUUAUUGAUAUUACAAUGCGUAUAUCAGAAAUCAUGUGAAAACGUUUGAGCUUAUCAGUGGCGGACUAAGG
This is a messenger RNA of Diatraea saccharalis (sugarcane borer), 4507 nucleotides long. The record is from the annotation of a GenBank genome assembly. Lineage: Eukaryota; Metazoa; Arthropoda; Insecta; Lepidoptera; Crambidae.